Condylura cristata (star-nosed mole) is the source of this 6326-nucleotide messenger RNA. It is a transcript of the gene FEM1C, whose product is annotated as fem-1 homolog c (C. elegans). The transcript has 2 exons. The record is from RefSeq and is a predicted model, not a curated record. Lineage: Eukaryota; Metazoa; Chordata; Mammalia; Eulipotyphla; Talpidae. Gene Ontology annotation, cellular component: ubiquitin ligase complex. Bases 183 to 2036 code for a protein of 617 amino acids. Gene Ontology annotation, molecular function: protein binding. Gene Ontology annotation, biological process: ubiquitin-dependent protein catabolic process.
CUCUGGUUGUCCGAUGUUGGAAGGCCAGGCAGAACAGACUUGCCGCGGUUCUCGGUCCGCUCUGGGCUGCAGUGAUUAAGCUGAGCUUUGGCUCGGUAACCCCUGCCAGUGACGAGGGAGUUAAGCUGGACCUUUGCCUUGAAGGGUACAGAAAGCGAGCACAGCCUCUCGGCCGGACAUAAAUGGAUCUAAAGACAGCAGUAUUUAACGCAGCUCGGGAUGGCAAACUCCGGCUUCUCACCAAGUUGUUGGCCAGCAAAUCCAAAGAGGAGGUUUCCUCCUUGAUCUCGGAAAAAACCAACGGGGCCACGCCACUGUUGAUGGCGGCCAGGUAUGGGCAUCUGGACAUGGUGGAGUUCCUCCUGGAGCAGUGCAGUGCCUCCAUCGAGGUGGGAGGCUCGGUGAAUUUUGACGGCGAAACCAUCGAGGGGGCACCCCCUCUGUGGGCCGCUUCUGCCGCAGGACAUCUGAAGGUGGUUCAGUCUUUGUUAAAUCAUGGGGCGUCCGUCAACAACACGACUUUAACCAAUUCCACUCCCCUGCGUGCUGCCUGUUUCGACGGUCAUUUGGAGAUCGUGAAGUACCUCGUGGAACACAAAGCCGAUUUGGAAGUGUCCAACCGACACGGGCAUACCUGCCUGAUGAUUUCGUGUUACAAAGGACACAAAGAGAUUGCGCAGUAUCUACUGGAAAAGGGAGCCGAUGUUAAUCGAAAAAGUGUCAAAGGUAAUACUGCACUGCACGAUUGUGCAGAAUCUGGGAGCUUGGACAUCAUGAAGAUGCUCCUUAUGUACUGUGCCAAGAUGGAAAAGGAUGGUUAUGGAAUGACUCCCCUUCUCUCAGCAAGUGUGACUGGUCACACAAAUAUUGUGGAUUUUCUGACUCACCAUGCACAGACCAGCAAGACGGAGCGGAUCAAUGCUUUGGAGCUUCUGGGAGCUACAUUUGUAGACAAGAAAAGAGAUCUGCUUGGGGCUUUGAAAUACUGGAAAAAAGCAAUGAACAUGAGGUACAGUGAUAAAACUAAUAUAAUUAGCAAACCAGUACCACAGACACUAAUAAUGGCCUAUGAUUACGCCAAGGAGGUCAACAGUGCAGAAGAACUCGAAGGUCUCAUUGCUGAUCCCGACGAGAUGCGAAUGCAGGCACUAUUAAUCAGAGAACGUAUUCUUGGUCCUUCUCAUCCUGAUACUUCUUACUACAUUAGAUACAGAGGCGCUGUUUACGCAGACUCUGGGAAUUUCAAACGCUGUAUCAACCUAUGGAAGUAUGCUUUGGAUAUGCAGCAGAACAAUUUGGACCCUUUAAGCCCAAUGACCGCCAGCAGCUUACUGUCUUUUGCGGAACUGUUCUCUUUUAUGCUACAGGAUAGGGCUAAAGGCUUGCUGGGCACCACUGUUACAUUUGAUGAUCUGAUGGGCAUACUGUGCAAAAGUGUCCUUGAAAUUGAGCGAGCUAUCAAACAAACGCAGUGUCCAGCUGACCCACUACAGUUAAACAAGGCGCUUUCCAUCAUUUUGCACCUAAUUUGUUUGUUAGAAAAAGUUCCUUGUACUCUAGAACAAGACCAUUUUAAAAAGCAGACUAUAUACAGGUUUCUUAAGCUGCAUCCUAGGGGAAAGAAUAACUUCAGCCCUCUUCAUCUGGCUGUGGACAAGAAUACUACAUGUGUAGGACGGUACCCUGUUUGUAAAUUUCCAUCUCUGCAAGUUACUGCGAUACUGAUAGAAUGUGGUGCUGAUGUGAACGUCAGAGACUCCGAUGACAACAGUCCCCUACAUAUCGCUGCUCUGAACAACCAUCCAGACAUCAUGAAUCUCCUUAUUAAAUCAGGUGCACAUUUUGAUGCCACAAACUUGCACAAACAAACUGCUAGUGACUUGCUGGAUGAGAAGGAAAUAGCUAAGAAUUUGAUCCAACCCAUAAAUCAUACCACAUUGCAGUGUCUUGCUGCUCGUGUUAUAGUGAAUCAUAGAAUAUAUUAUAAAGGGCAUAUUCCAGAAAAGCUGGAGACCUUUGUUUCACUUCAUAGAUGAUAGUUUGACUGUGUUUUAGCACUACUCAAGCACGAAUUGGCAACAGUUGUUUUAUAAAUGAACACUGUUUGUGAUGACACCAGCAUUCAUUUCGCUUGACUGUCCGCGUGCUCUCAUUGGCUAAAGCCUUGUAAGCAUCAGAUUUCCAGGAUUGGCUUCCCAGUAUUUAAUAUAAAUAAUACCAUAUAAUAUAUUGUUUCUGAAUUAUCGAGAAAUAUAAUGCCAUUAUUCAAAUUUCUAAGAUUGUCUGCCAAAGGCUUACCCAUUCUAGUUUUGUUUGCUGUUGGGUGUUUGGGAAAGAGUUGAUCAUUUUCAGUGGUAUCUUUAUACUUUCCUGAGUUGUGAAUUUUAUACCGUUGAAGGUCUUUUUUCCUGCUUCUUCCUUCUCCAAGCUUCUCCCCUGUUUCUACUUUAAUUUUCCUAACCAUUUCUACUUACCAGUUUUUUCUUCUUACGGAUCCAUGCUAGGUUGUACAAACUUUAUGGACUUGUUACCAUUUGCAGUUACCAUAAGUGCUUUAUCUUCUCUAUGCACCGGCUUAAACUUGACUGUUGUAUGUUGGCAUAUUUUCUAUGCAGCACUUGGUCAACUUCAGUUUAAAACACUGAUUAGUUUGUUCCAAAGUUCAUUUUUUGAAAGUACUCUUGUUAGCAUGAUCAUUUUUAGAGCUACUGGUUACCUACCUGAGCUCCUGCAUUUUUUUUUUCCCCUUCCCCUCACAGCUGAGGUUUCUUUCUCUAAUCCACUGAAAUUAUUGUGUGCUAAAUUUGGGAAACAAAUCUAUUCUAACUCAUUAACCCAGUUGCAAUUUAGGUCUGUCAUCUUAAUAUAUCAUGCGGUAAAAGGAAGAAUCUUCAUAAAGUGACCCACCUUUCAUGCUGCCCCAGCGUUGUCCUGCUUGUGCUGAUGAUGUGAUUAGGUGUAGAGAAUUUGCUUAAAUUUAACCAAAGUUUAUCACACAGCUUAAUGAGUCAUAUUGAAAUGUUCAUUAAUUGAACUGCAAAUAAAUGUUAGUUACCAAAAGAGCUAAAGCAUGUCAGUGGCAUGAUGCUUGCCAAGCCAGAUCUAGAAUAAUUAAAGUAUUUUAGUGCGCAAUUUACUGCCGUAGUAUCAAAGGUCAGUAACAGUGUUCUUUUCUUUCUUCAAGCUUACCUAUACCUUUAAAGAUAACUUGCAUGAAUUACUUUGGUCGCAAUCAUUUGUCACAAUAGUUAAACACUCAAGGUUGAAGCACUUCCUAUUCCCUUUACUGAAAGUUAGCUUUUCUUUUCUUUUUGAAAAAAGAUUUUUUUUACAGCUUUGCUAAUGCCACAGAAAGGGCUCUUUUAACUUAAGGAAAGAUAAGUGAAAAGUACUAAAAAGAUUCAGGUAAUUAUCAUUCAGCACUUUAUUGUUAUUCAGAAUAAAAUUUAUGAUGUCAUAUUUGCCCUGCAAAUGUCUUAAUGAAAUUGUUCUGAAUAAAAAGCUCCUUAUUGAUUUGAGAAAAACUCAAUUUACCUGUGAGUUUAAUGAGCUGGAUCACGUGGAUUUUUGUGUGGACAUUUUAUUGUGAGGAUUGAUGUAAUAGUAUUUAGAGGGUCAUACUGCAGUCACAUUAGGUUUAUCUUCAUCUUUAUUCAAUAAAAAGCUUAUAAUGAAGAGUUAUCAAUAAGCAAGAAAACCCUAGACUUACUUUCUGGUUAAAUACCUGAGGUUUAAUAAUUUUAAAGAUAUCCUUACUCAUUUUACUAGGUUGUAAAUUUCACCAUUGAAAGAGGUAGAUUGGCUUUAUCAAUAUAAAUUUGUCCACUUACAUAUGUAUUAUACAUAUCAUCUUUUCCCAACCUUUUCCUGAAGAGGUUUUGAUAUUUACCAUGGGCAAAUUUGGUGAAAUGUUUAACUGCCAUAUAUCUUAAGAAUACUUUAAUUUAGAUGAAGAUUCUAGAGUUAUGAGACAUCAGUAUUCUGAGUUUAUUUGGCAAUGAUCAAGUGGUAUAAGCAUUAUAUAGACAAGUUGCUGUUUUUAAAAGGAAGUCUUGGCACGUGCAAUAAAUCUGUGUUCGUUGAUCUCAACUUUUAGGUAAAGGAUGAGCAAUUGGAUCUUUAAGUGAUUUACCAUUUCCCUUCUGUUUUGGAGGGGUUGGAGGGCUUGUAUGCUCUUAGAAUAGGACACAUCUCACAUUGCUUUUACAGGUGAAGGUGAAUUCUGCAACUCUAGUAUAAAAUAAGGGUUUCUUUAUAUGGCAUUUUCCUCCACUAAAAAUAGAUAAUAGUGUGAAGUGUUCUUCAGUUCUUGAUGAUGGAAAUGUCUUUUUUAGAUGAGCAUAUAAUUCUCCUGUAUUUUCCAUCUCUGUAAAUGUCAUUAAGAGCUUUUGAAAAAUCCGUUAAAUAGCUCAGAAUUGUUGGUAUUUUAUUGUAGAGGAAGUUGAUUAAUGAGUAUGACCUCAGACACUGUUCAGGCCUUUGUCGGAAUGUAUUCUCAAUAUGUCAUGAGCCGAAUAAAAAAAUUACAUGAACUUGUGAUAUUUUUUAACCAUGGAUGAGCAAUUUAUACUUAAUGAACUAGUUACACUCAUUUGAGUCAGACUGAACUAUACACUGUAGCAUGCUGAUGUUGGCUGGAGCUAAUAUUGAUUACAUUUCUACAAAACAGAGCCCUGUUAAGACCUGCUGAAUUUUAGGUGUUCCAUUAUCAAUCAUUUCUGUAAAAGAAAUGGUCAUUUUACUCAGAUUAGAUACCAGUCUACUGUAAAUUAAAGUCAAGUGGAUUAUAGAUUUAAAAAAAAAAUAGUCAUUUUCUUGGCCAUGAAUUUGACAGGGGUAAGUACCCAAAUUGGCAAAAGGUAAUUUAGUGCCCAUUAUUCUGAAGUUAAGUGAUGGCUCACUUGUAAAGUGGCGACCUAAUGUAUAUUAUUUUAGAGACCUCCCAUCUACAUGCCUCGGGAAAAUUGUUUAGGUUUAUAUUUGAAAAAUAAAGUCACAUUGCCCAGCAGAAACCUUAGGUUGAAUUUUAUAGGUAUAAUAACCCGUGUAACUAACUUUCUCAGAAUUGUGGGUGUGUAACCAUAUUUAUCGUACACUGUAACAGCAGCGUUAUUGCUUGAGGCGUAAAUCAUUUUAGAGGUUGAUACUAAGGAAACUAAAAUUAAUCGGUCAAUCCCUUUUUUUCUUGCCCUCAUAUAUCACUAAACAACUAAAGUUCCUUUCCCUUUUGUUAGUACCCCUUGUGUAUUUUCAAAAGAAGUACUGUAUUCAGAUGCCAGCCAAUAAAUUGUCACACAGUGGAAAAUGAUAUACCACAACAUUCAUUGUAUGGUAUAAUAAAAUUAAAUUUGCACCAAAUAUAAGUGUAUUCUUAUUAACUCUUAAUAAUUUGACUGAUGUUAUCCUAAUGCAUGUAUUAGUAUUCUGGUUCAGAAAACAACUUGAUCAUUUAUGAUUAGUUCAAACUUGAGAGAGUUCUGAUGUGAGUUUUCUCUAUGUGAAAAGCAAAGAUGACUUAUGUACAGUUUAUUCUAAUUUUUUUUUUCCCAGUAAAGACCACAGACUAAAAUAAAGAUAGGGUAGAAAACUUUGGUUGUGCUCUGCAUAGAAAAAGGGCUUUCAAAAAAUAAUAUUUUUAUUAAGGUAACAUUGGUUUACAGCACUGUAUAUGAUUGAGAGGUACAGGAUCACACUCCUCAUGCCACAUUUGCUAACUGGGUUAGUGUUAGGUACCAAAGUCUGUCAUAAAUAAUAGAAUGUUCCAUUCAAUUUCCAUCAUUUUAAAUUGUAAACUCUAAGUAGUCCUUUCUCUUACAUGUGUCUUUUCUGUUACAAAAAUAUAUAUAUAUAAGUCAAGAAAAUGGACUGGUCAUUAUUUCUAAACUCCAAGCAUCAGUGGAAAUACCCAGUUUUACAGGCUUUACGCUUUUGAAUCUUCACCCACCCUUACCGGUACCCCAGGCUUUGUCAUCCUUUCGGUGGGACCUUCAACCUGUAGUUUUCUUUACCCUGAGCUUAUGGUUGUCUCCUCAGUAUCACCUUUUAAUAUUUUGUUGUUGCCCGUAUUCUUUUUAAAAUUAUUUUCUGAUAGCAUUGUUAAUUUUUGGACCUUCUUUGGUUUCGUCCCUCAGGGUUGUCGCGGUGGUUAUCCCAUCACCACAGCACCCGUGACCCAGUACAGAGUCCCUGUGCGAUUCCCUCCCGGUUUAGACCUACUCACCCUCCCUCCCCUGCUGUAUGCCUCAGUCUGGGCAGCUUGCAAGUUCCCUGUUUUUCCUGUGCCUUUGUUUGCUUUCUCUGUAUCCCACAUGUAAGUGAAACCAUCU